Carassius auratus (goldfish) is the source of this 3844-nucleotide messenger RNA. Its product is annotated as thrombospondin type-1 domain-containing protein 7A. Gene Ontology annotation, biological process: actin cytoskeleton organization. Gene Ontology annotation, cellular component: plasma membrane. The annotation marks the transcript as partial. Lineage: Eukaryota; Metazoa; Chordata; Actinopteri; Cypriniformes; Cyprinidae. The record is from RefSeq and is a predicted model, not a curated record. The transcript is spliced from 18 exons.
UGGGGUAGGUGCAUGGGCAGUGAGUGUGGUCCGGGUGGAAGUCAAAGCCGAGCAGUUUGGUGUGCCCAUUCUGAAGGCUGGACCACGUUACACACCAACUGCCAGCAAUCGGAGCGGCCCAGCAACCAACAGAGUUGCUUCCGGGUUUGCGAUUGGCACAAAGAGCUGUACGACUGGCAGCUAGGGGCCUGGAACCAGUGCGUGCCAGUGUCUAUGCGCAGUGUGGGUGUGCCAAGGCCAGCGGUGUGCACUCGAGGCGAAGAGGGCAUCCAGACGCGGGAAGUGGGCUGUGUGCACAAGUCGGAUGGUGUUCCUGCGGAAGAUGCCAUCUGUGAAUACUUUGAGCCCAAGCCACGGUUAGAGCAGGCUUGCCUUAUCCCAUGCCCACGCAACUGCGUGGUGUCCGAAUUCUCCCCAUGGACGUCCUGCUCCAAGAGUUGUGGGAUGGGUCUUCAGAACCGCUUGCGUUGGGUUUUAGCCCCACCACUUUUUGGUGGAUCGGCUUGCCCCAACCUCACAGAGUUCCGCACCUGCCAGCUGGGCCCCUGCAACGGGGACGAGAGCCUGUACAGCCUGAGGGUGGGACCUUGGGGCCCCUGCAUCACUUCACCUAUACGUCAGGCCCGGGAAACCCGAGAAGAUAGAGAGCUGAAACCAGAACGUAAGGCAAAGCGGGACCGGAAGGCCAGGCAGGAGCGUCAGGGCAAGCGGCGCAAAAACAAAGAGAAAAAGGAGGUGAAGGAAAACAAAGGAGAACGUGUGAGGGACAGGGUCAGGAUGAAGGGAAGGAUGAGGGACUCUGAGACCCGAGAGCUCAUCAAAAAGAAGAGGACGAGGAAUCGUCAGAACCGCCAGGGCUUGAAGUUCUGGGACCUGCAGGUGGGCUACCAGACCCGGGAGGUGACGUGUGUUCACCGAAGCGGAAGCACAUCGGCGCUCAGCCACUGUAACCAGCAGACUCUUCCUGUGACAUAUCAAGCCUGUGUCGUCCCAAAGGACUGUGAAGUGACCGAGUGGUCAGACUGGUCUGCAUGCUCAAAGGAGUGCUAUGAUCUGAAUGGGCGUAAGGGACAGAGGACACGCACGCGUCAGGUGAAGCAGUUCCCAGUGGGUGGAGGGGCUGAGUGUCCUGAGCUGGAGGAGAGUGAACCGUGUUCUCCUCAAGGAGAAGAAUUCCCGCCAUGUAUAGUGUAUAAUUGGCGAACGACAGAGUGGAGCGACUGCAGGGUGGAUGUGCUCCUCAGCCAACAGGACCGUCGGCGGAGCAACCAGACAGGGCUCUGUGGAGGUGGGGUUCAAACCAGGGAGGUCUACUGUGUUCAAGCCCCGACUGAAACCUCAUCUAACCUCAGCUCCCUCAAGAGCAAAGACGCCUCGCGGCCAGUGAACAGUGACCUGUGUCUGGGCGUUUCUCCUGACACCACCCAGCUCUGCCAUAUUCCCUGCCCUGUGGAGUGUGAAGUGUCCUCCUGGGGUGCAUGGGGGCCCUGCACCUUUGAAAACUGCCAGGAUCAGUCCACAAAGAAAGGUUUCAAACUGAGGAAAAGGAAAAUCAUGAAUGAGCCCACAGGUGGCACAGGAAAUUGUCCCCACCUGACAGAGGCAAUCCCCUGUGAGGAGCCCAGUUGCUAUGAAUGGCUGCUGGUGAAGCUGGAGGAGUGUGUGCCUGACAAUGACAAAGCGUGUGGACCGGGAACCCAGAACCCAGUAGUACAGUGCGUCAACAGUGAAGGUGAAUAUGUGGACAGGCAGCUGUGCCGGGACGCCAUUCUUCCCAUGCCUGUGCUGUGUGAGGUGCCCUGCCCCAAAGACUGUGUGCUCAGUCCCUGGACUUCAUGGUCUCUUUGCUCCAAUACCUGCUCAGGGAAGAACUCAGAGGGCAAGCAGACCAGAUCACGCUCCAUUCUGGCCUAUAACGCUGGGGACGGUGGAGGUCAGUGCCCUAACAGCAGCGCCUUGCAAGAGGUGCGCAGCUGCAAUGAUCAUCCCUGCACUGUGUACCACUGGCAGACGGGGGCCUGGGGUCAGUGCAUAGAGGACACCUCCGUUCCGUCUGCUAACAGCUCGCUCAGCCGCACCCGAGCAGGAGACGGCACUAAUGAGGCAUUCUGCUCGGUCGGAAUGCAGACACGCAAAGUCAUUUGUGUCCGGGUCAAUGUGGGCCAGGUGCCACCUAAAAAGUGCCCAGAGAGUCUUCGUCCAGAUACUGUAAGACCGUGUCUUUUGCCCUGCAAGAGAGACUGCAUUGUCACUCCGUACAGUGAUUGGACACCCUGUCCUUCCACCUGCAAGACAGGCGGUGAUGUCAAAAAGAAGCAAUCAAGGAAGCGCAUUAUGAUUCAGCUUCCGGCUAACGGAGGCCAAGACUGUCCAGAAGUGCUCUUCCAGGAGAAGGAAUGUGAUGCCACAUCUGUUUGUCCGGGCUACAGGUGGAAGACCCACAAGUGGCGCAGGUGUCAGCUGGUGCCCUGGGCGAUUCGUCAGGACAGUCCUGGAGCACAAGAGACUUGUGGACCAGGACUACAGGCUAGAGCCGUAUCAUGUAAGAAGUUGGAUGGUGGACCCGCAGACGUUGCGGCCUGUCUGAAGUUUGCGGGUCCUAUGCCUCAACUCACUCAGUCCUGCCAGCUUCCAUGUCAGGAUGACUGCCAGCUGACUGCCUGGUCCAAAUUCUCAUCCUGCGCUGCUGACUGUGUGGGUGUCCGAACUAGGAAAAGAACCCUUGUUGGUAAAAGCAAAAAGAGGGAACAAUGUAGAAACACACAGAUGUAUCCUCUGAGUGAAACCCAAUAUUGCCCCUGUAACAAGUACAAUGCCCAGCCCGUGGGGAACUGGUCCGACUGCAUCCUGCCUGAGGGUGGGCGAGUAGAGGGCCUCAUGGGUAUGAAAGUGCUAGGUGAUAUCAAGGAGUGUGGCCAGGGUUACCGGUUUCAAGCCACGGUGUGCUACGACCAGGACAACCGCCUCGUGGAGACGUCACGCUGCAAUAGUCAUGGUUACAUAGAGGAAGCGUGUAUCAUCCCAUGUCCUUCUGACUGUAAGCUCAGCGAGUGGUCAAACUGGUCCCGCUGCAGUAAGUCCUGUGGCAGUGGAGUCAAAGUACGGUCCAAGUGGCUUCGGGAGAAACCUUAUAAUGGUGGCAGGCCCUGCCCCAAACUGGACCACGUUAAUCAGGCUCAGGUGUAUGAAGUUGUGCCCUGUCUGAGUGACUGCAGUCAGUAUGUCUGGGUAGCAGAGCCGUGGAGUGUCUGGAAGGUCAGUAAUGUUGAUCUGAAGGAGAACUGCGGGGAAGGUGUACAGACGAGGAAAGUUAGGUGCAUGCAAAACACUGUUGAUGGACCUUCAGACCCUGUGGAAGACUAUCUCUGUGAUCCAGAGGAGAUGCCGCUUGGAGCCCGAGAGAGCAAGUUGCCCUGUCCUGGGGACUGCGUUUUGACUGACUGGGGCCCUUGGAGUCGAUGCCCAUUGCCAUGCAGUGUCAACCGUACAAGACAGAGGAGCGCCAGCCCUAUACGUCAGCCUGGGGAAGGGAAACAGUGUCCUUCAACUACAGAGAAAGAAACAUGCACCCUGAACACCAACUGCUUUCAUUACUCCUAUAAUAUUACAGACUGGAGCACAUGUCAGCUGAGGGAACGAGCCGUAUGUGGGGUGGGAUUCAAGACACGUAUGCUGGACUGUGUUCGCAGUGACGGAAAGUCUGUGGACCUCAAGUUUUGCGAGGAGCUCGGUCUCGAGAAAAAAUGGCAGAUGAAUGCUUCCUGUGUGGUCGAUUGCCCUGUCAACUGCCAGCUGUCUGAUUGGUCGUCCUGGUCUGAAUGCUCUCACACCUGUGGUCUUGCAG